AUGGCCACACAUUCAUACAUCAAAAAUUCCGAUUUCAACGGACACACAGCACCAAAUCAUGCCGUAUCUACACCUCAUGCUACCCCACAAACCAACAGCGUAAACUCAAAUCAGGAGCGCAAUGGGUACUUUACUAAACACCCACAACAACACCAGCCUCAAAAGUUAGGGACGGCACCAAGAGUUUGCAAGUCAGAGUAUUCAUUUGACCCACUGGAUGAUGGUACUGGCAGCUUUGAUUCUUUGGAGGGAGGGCAGCCACAGCAAGAUUUGAUUGAUUGUGUCAAUGAGCACAUAUUUGCUGAACCUGAUUCUGAUGGCUCUGGAUUUUAUAAUUUUCCAGUAGGUUUGGAAGUUCAAGCAAAAAACUCACGAGCUAAAGUUAAAAUCGAGCACAUUGUAUCACAGUUCUCAAAAUUGUCGAUCAUUGAGGAGAAGUUUGAGCAGCAACAACAGCAGCAACAACAACAGCCACGUCUGUUGUUGAGGACUUUGUCAAUUGGAUUCAAAUCAAAACAACAAUUGGAUGACUUGAUAUAUCGUCUUUAUGAAGCAAAAAUUGAGUUUGAAUUGGAUUAUUCCAAAUUUGUUUCACAUCCAGGAGUACUUUUCAUCAAGAACUUAUCCACCGAUUUGGUGUUUGAGGAUAACGACUCUCUGUCGGAUGCAUCAUCAGAUUAUACCGCUAGUGAAAGGUUGAAGAAGCACCACAAGUUGUAUCAGUUUUUGAAUGAAAAUUCACAUUUUAAAUCCUUGCAAGAUAUCAGAUUGUUCACCAAUGACUCACCAACACACGGCACUAGCAAUUCAAGUGACAACUCAGCCAGCUCAAGCUCAUCAUCAGCUUUUGCCAUUGUCAAGUUUUCAAAUUAUCUAGACGUGGAUAUUUUGAUUGAAAAACUUAGCAGACAUACACCAAAUAUUUUCAAUGAUAACCCGAGUAUCCCACUAUUCUUAAAUCGUUACAUUAACAAGCGAGAACGAUUAUCUUAUGGGUCGUUGUCAGGUACAUCCCAUAAUUAUAUCCCUCGCCGCGAUAGUAGUGCAUCAAUGGGUGCAACCCCCAUGUCAACCUCAUCAUCCACAUCAUCCACCUCCCAAUCAUUAAGGUGCUAUUAUCACUCUCACCCUCACCAGCACCAGCACCAGCACCAGCACCAGCAGCAUCACACCCAUCCCCAUCCCCAUCCUCAUUCUGGUGCAAAUUCAAUUAGGAGCUCCAAUGACAACUUUAGCUUAAUCAUUUUGGAGAACUUGAUCAACUUUUUCCCUCCCAAUCUCACCAAGGACAAGUUUGAACAAUUUUUGUACAAGAUUAAAACGUUUGGAAAUCAGAUUGAAUCAAUUUACUUUCCAAUUGCAGACAAGGGGGAGGCUUUGACAGUAUUACAUUUUGUCGACUUUGGCUAUAUCAGAUUCAAGCCCAGUGGCAACUUUAUGGAAAACACAUUUCGUAUGUUGUAUUAUUUGAAUGAAUUGCUGUGGGAUGAAGUUAUGGGUUUGGAUAUGAAAAACUUGCCACCAUUGAUGGAAAAAAAAGAAGAAGAUGGUGACUUUAACGAUGACGAAGGUUCUAGCAAUGAGGGUAGCGAAAGUGGGAAUGAUUUUGAAGAAGGUGGCUCUUCUAGUGAUUCUAGUGGUGAAGGGUCGACUCCAGUGGUUAUAAACCGUAAGUUGUCGGUUACUAUCGCACAGCAUAAGCACAACCACUACUUGUUUUCCCAAGCUAACCAGUAUUUCCUAACAUUCAAUCCAGCAUUAUUGAAUACCAAGCAGCUGCCAAUCGGAAUAAAUUAUCCCAACCCCAUUUAUACAAUUAAUUCGUUCAUCAGAAAUGUCAAUUAUCAAGAGACAAAUUUGUAUGUUAAUAAUUUUUCGGUGAUUUUCAAUAAUGAUGAUGUAACUUGGGAAUCAUUUUGGAAGCAAUUUGGAUCUAUCAAGUCGGCAAAAAUAAUCAAGCCCCAUUUUUACCGUGACGACGAUUCAUUUGAUGGUGAAGAGCAAAAAGCCGGCCGUAUCGGCUUUAUAUUUUACGAGACUUUUAAGAUGGCCAUUAGAGCUAUAUUGAUGACCAAUAACAAGCUUGUGCAAGUGAACAAUUUCAACCCUAUGGUUAUUCAAUCAUCUUUUGCUAUCCAAAAAUCGAACCCCAAUCACAAGGCCUUUACCUUACCACCAGUACCUCCCAUGGGAAAUCCAGCCACUACUCCUUUACCGCCCCUUGAUUUUCCCUUGACUUCGCCAAAGAGCAUGGGACCGGCUCAGGCAAGCACAGGAGCUAGUGGCAUGCAGUACUACACCUAUCAGCCAGUUAUACCCUACUACUAUGGAUACCACCCGAAUCCAUAUAUGUUUGGAGCUCAGAGCAUGUUUAAUGUAGCUGGUGCAACGCCAAAUAUUGAAUGUCCAAUGAUGCCGGAUGCAAUUGCAGCAUUGAAUUUGGUAAAUGGGUUGUCUAACGGGCAGGAUUCAUUGGCUCAACGUGAGGUUUCAAACUACGAGAAGAAGUAG
This is a messenger RNA of Lodderomyces parapsilosis, 2511 nucleotides long. RefSeq lists its product as uncharacterized. The coding region runs from base 1 to 2511 and encodes 836 amino acids. The record is from RefSeq and is a predicted model, not a curated record. NCBI's taxonomy places the organism in Eukaryota, Fungi, Ascomycota, Pichiomycetes, Serinales, Debaryomycetaceae. Gene Ontology annotation, molecular function: nucleic acid binding. The transcript has a single exon.